AUGUCUGGUGACGACACUUAUGCGCCCAAGAGCCCCGACCUGUCGUCGUUCAACUCUGGCCCCACCCCGCCUGCGGAACCUUACGAACCUGCAGAAACCCAAUUGUUUUCAUCGCAGCAAACCCAGCCAAACUUUUCGCAUCCGCAGUCCUCUUUGGGCGGCCAUUCUUUCUCAUUAGGCUCGCGCCAGCCCCAAUUUCAAGAGCCCCAGGGACGGCAUGACCAGCUCUCAAAACCGCCACAAACUCUCACUUCGGCACGCCCCACUGACAAUUGGAGCACCACCAGCCAAGGAUUUGGAGGGACUGUCGGUGUAGGAGCAUCGUCUGGCGCGCAGCACGAAUACUACCCUCCUCGUGCAGCAAGCUUUUCCGCCACAAGUUAUUCACCACCCAGCACCGGAUACGCGGCACCACAAGUUCCGCAACAGCAACCCGCCUUCUACCAACCUCCAUACCGGGGCGCAUUUCAGCAGUAUCAAUAUCAACCACAGACAUACACUCAACCUUCACCUUAUCCGCCACACCAAUUCCAGCAUCAACCCUACCAACCUACAAACGAUUUUCUCGCCGCUCAAGUGCAGUCACAACAGCCCGACGACAUGCCCCCAAGGAGAGCAGCCGCGGCAGCCGCGGCGGCAGCAGUGGCGGCUCAGUCGGCGCCUGACGAUGCGGGCGGUGACGAGUCUGUAAGCCCCGUGCCGCCAGAAGUACCGGCAACGUCGGCUAGCGCUAUUCAAGCGGCGACUGUCAAGACCAAAUUCCCGACGGCGCGGAUCAAACGGAUUAUGCAAGCAGACGAAGAGGUUGGCAAAGUCGCUCAGCAAACGCCCAUCGCAGUGGGGAAAGCCCUGGAGUUGUUUAUGGUAGCACUGGUGACCAAAAGUGCGGAGGUAGCGCGGCAGCGCAACUCGAAACGGGUGUCAGCGCAGAUGCUUAAGCAGGUUGUUGAGGGUGAUGACCAGUGGGAUUUCUUGAGGGACAUUGUGGGCAAGGUGGAAGGUGAGGAGAAGGCCGGGAGGGGAAGCACCGCAAGUCAGAGCGGCCAGGGGAAGGUCAAGGGGGAGACUAGCGACACAGACGAAGACAUGGGCGUUGCUGCCACUGGUGAGGCAACGUCCGCGGUAAAGAAGAAGAGGGGAGGGGGGAGAAAAAAGAAAGUUCAGUGA
Molecule: messenger RNA, 1167 nt
Organism: Dichotomopilus funicola
Lineage: Eukaryota; Fungi; Ascomycota; Sordariomycetes; Sordariales; Chaetomiaceae
Exons: 1
Coding region: 1-1167 (388 amino acids)
Biological process (GO): transcription by RNA polymerase II
Cellular component (GO): nucleus; negative cofactor 2 complex
Molecular function (GO): RNA polymerase II general transcription initiation factor activity; protein heterodimerization activity; core promoter sequence-specific DNA binding
Source: RefSeq, a predicted model, not a curated record